This is a messenger RNA of Clunio marinus, 180 nucleotides long. The record is from the annotation of a GenBank genome assembly. NCBI's taxonomy places the organism in Eukaryota, Metazoa, Arthropoda, Insecta, Diptera, Chironomidae.
AUGGUGGGAGAUGAUUUCAACAAAGCUACGAACGACGACGAGGUUUUUCAUUCGAAAAUUCUGUUACUGCUAGCAGUAGCAUUGCGGGUGGCAGGCAGGGUUGGGAUGUCGCUUAAUAAGUUUGGCACCGAUAUGUCAAUGUUUUCAUUUCGUAUUCAUGAUACAAUGUCAAAGCUAUAA